GAUGCGUGUCCUUCAUAACGACUUUCCUUGACUGUUUUCAUUGUAUAAUUAUCCAGUCGAGCAGAGCUUCAUAGAUGCGCCGGACGCAGCCACACAACCUAACUCAUACGAGCCGCACCAACCGCUCACCAUAGCGCACCAGGCACUCCAUCCAGACCCGAACGACUGCUGCGACCGACCACCAUGCCACUGCAAAACUACCAAUCCAGCGCCGCCCCCGCAGCAAGAGAUCUCCUCGCCUCCAACGCCGGAUCCGAGCUCAACGGCAAGAACAUAGCCCUCAUUAUCUUUGUCGCCAUCGUACCUGUGCUCAUCGUCGCCGGGGCAGUCGGCUGGCUGCUCUGCUGCUACAGCCGUGGGAAGGGCUGCGGACGCCGGAAGAAGGAGGACAGGACUACGACCAUCCCAGGUGGACCGACUACGUCAGGCGCAAACGCACCAGCGGGAAAGAGCGCGGGAUGGGCACCGAGUCGCCCUGCGCAGGCGCACACAAGGAAUGACUCCAUGCUGAGCAAGAAGUCGAAUGAAAAGGCUCCAACGCUGCCUCGGGGCUUUGUUUGAGAUGAUUUCCAAAGAGGAGGGAAUGAGAUCCUUGAGCUUCAUGAUUUAUGACUUUGCUGUGCGCGGGUUCGUCGGCCUUUACGACGGCGCAUGGAUGGUCGUGUUACCACUGGAUGGACGGACGGUGUAUGAAGACAUUGAAAGUGCUGUACCUGUGCAGUUGAUCUGAACGUCUCGAAGACACUUCAAUGAAGUUCGUGCCGCUAUGGGCGGUGACUACAGUCGAACGUCUGCGGGGAGCCACCAAGCUAUCAGAGCCCGACAGUUGAAUUGCAGAGACACCAGCACACGUUAAGGCAGCAUAUGGUUCCGGCCAACGAGCCCCGGUUGGUUCUAUGGUGUAUUCAAAAGUAU
Messenger RNA from Paraphaeosphaeria sporulosa, 915 nucleotides. RefSeq lists its product as uncharacterized. The transcript has a single exon. Bases 184 to 561 code for a protein of 125 amino acids. NCBI's taxonomy places the organism in Eukaryota, Fungi, Ascomycota, Dothideomycetes, Pleosporales, Didymosphaeriaceae. The record is from RefSeq and is a predicted model, not a curated record.